Molecule: messenger RNA, 7524 nt
Organism: Amphiprion ocellaris (clown anemonefish)
Lineage: Eukaryota; Metazoa; Chordata; Actinopteri; Pomacentridae
Gene: lnpkb
Product: lunapark, ER junction formation factor
Exons: 16
Coding region: 182-1543 (453 amino acids)
Biological process (GO): endoplasmic reticulum tubular network organization
Cellular component (GO): endoplasmic reticulum tubular network
Source: RefSeq, a predicted model, not a curated record
UGUUACGUCCCCACGCAGCGCCAAACUGUCAGUUGAGAUGUCAGUUGAGGCUGUUAGCAGCCAAAGUCCGCAGUUUGCUCGUUUCUGCGCAAACCUGAGUGGAUGAGCGGCGACAGGAGCGACAGAACAGCGACUCAUUGAACCAAAGACAUCGAAGAGGAGACGACAGAAACCGACAGACAUGGGAGGCCUGAUAUCCAGAUGGAGGACGAAGCCGACGACAGUGGAGCAGCUGGAGAACCUGGACAAGGAAAUCAAAGAGCUGGAGGAGUUCAGAGCCAAAAACCAGCGUCUGCAGAAGCUGUGGGUCGGCCGGCUGCUUCUCUACUCAUCUGUUCUCUACCUGCUGACGUCUCUGGUCGUCUACUGCCUUUACCUGCCUGAAGAGUGGCUGCAGAGGAUCGCCAUGGCCCUGCCUUUCUUCAUCUACCCCGUCCUCGUUUGGCUCAUCAGGAAGUUGUUGAUUUUCCUCUUUUCCAAACGCACCGAGAGAAACAAUGAUAAACUGGAAGACCUGAAGGUUGCCAAAAAGAAGAUUCUGGAGGAGGUGAUGGAAACAGAGACAUACAAAAACGCCAAACUCAUCCUGGAACGCUUCGAUCCUGAAGCCAAGAAGAAAGCUGAGCUGGAGUCGACUCCGGUGCGAUCUCAGAUGACUCCCAGACCAGGACAAGAACUUCGACAGAGGGGAGUCCCGAUGAGGCCGAUGCCGAUCGAAACGCCGGCCACGAUGGGAAUGACGCCACCACCUGGAGCCCGACCGAUGAUGGGCCCAGGAGGGACACCUGUGGAACCUGUUCCUCUCUCAGCUCCAGGAGGACCGCCGGAGAGAUCCGCUCUGUCGGCCUCCGUCCUGCAGGGGGCAGCACCCAGGACGCCCUGCUCCCCCAUACCUGGUGUAGGUCUACAUCUUCCAGGUCCUCCGCUAGCCAGACCCAUCCUCCCCAAAGACAGAGGAGCUGUGGACAGAGUCAUCGAGUACCUGGUGGGGGACGGACCACAGAACAGAUAUGCUCUGAUCUGCCAGCAGUGUUUUUCUCAUAACGGCAUGGCGCUGAAAGAAGAGUUUGAAUAUCUCGCCUUUCGUUGUGCUUAUUGCUACUUCAUGAAUCCGGCCAGAAAGACUCGCCCUCAGGCCCCCAGACUUCCAGAAUUCAGCUAUGAGAGGAGGCUGAGGGCCGAAUCCCGCUCCCCAGGACCGUCACCUCGAUCUGGGAUGGACACGGAGGAGAGUACGCCCCCCUCUGGAGCCAAAGCUCCGGCUCCGUGGAAUCUGGUCCACAGUUUCUCCAGUUUCAGGAUCCAGCAGAGUCCAAAGAACCCUCAGAACCGACCUCUGCCAAGUCCAGAUGGGAAAGAGAUCGGAGAUGACAAGGGACCCGUGAAGGAGGCAGAGAGCCAAUCAGAGGAGCCGACACAGCAGCAGGAAGAGGAGGAGGAAGAGGAGGUUCAGGAGGAGGAAGAGGAGGGUCAGGAGGAGGUCCAGCAGGAGACGGAGCAGAUCCACAGCGACUCCUGUGAACCUGAAUCUCAGCCAUCGUAGCUUCAGAGAUGAAGGAUGGACGAGUUGGAGCAGAAGGUGUUGGUCAGAGGAGGCGUUUAGAGGAAACACUGAUGGAUUAGUUUGAGUUAAAGGUGGAGAAAGACUGGAGUUUAUUUAUUCAGGAUGUCCACAUCCAAUCAGAAAGUUUAUUCUGAGCAUCUCAUCAAAUACAGACGCUGUUCAAAGUGGUUUAUAGAUAAGUUGAAAGUGAAAUAAGAUAAAACAUAGAAUAAAGUUUAAUUAUUUCUGUUCAUCGCAGGCAACGUGAAUAAAAUAAACACAGAACUGAUUGAUUAAAACAGCUAAAACAAAACAGAACAACAAAAAUGACACACAAAACAACGAAUAAGGCGAAACACAAAAUGACAAAAGUAAGACAGAAAACACAAGCGAGACAAAAAGGAAACACAAAAUGACAAAAACAUAAGACAAACAACAAGUCAGACAAAAAAGACAACAACAAAAACGACAAAAUAUUACAAAAAUGAGGCACAAAAUGACAACAGCGAGAAGCAAAAUUUAAAAAUUAGACAAAUGACACAAAACAAAACAAAAGAAAAAAAUUAAACAAAUUACAAAGCGACAAAAAAUGGGACAAACAACAUGAAACAAAACAGACUAAAAAUUAGAUAAAAGAAAUUACAAAAUGACGAAAGCAUGAGACAGACAACAAAAGUCAGACAAAACAACAAAAACAAGACAAAAUAUUACAAAAAUGAGACGUAAAACAAAAAAUGAGACAAAUGACACGAAACAAAACAAAAGCAACAGAAAUUAGACAAAGUUACAAAGCGACAAAAACAAGAUAAAAAAUUACAUAAAUGACACAAAUGAGACAUAAAGGAAACAAAACGACAAAAACGAGAAACAAAUUGACAAAAACAUGAGAAAAAUUGUUACAAAAAUGUGACACAAAAGACAACAGAACAGGCAGAAAAUUAGACAAAAAAGUUGUGACAAAAAAAAAUUGACAAAAAUGACAAGGCAAAACAUGAAAUAAAGUUUGUUUAAAUACAGUGCAGGCAAGUUGAAUAAAAUGAACACGGAACUCAUUGAUUAAAACAGAUAUAAAAUGACACAAUAUCAUGUCAUAGAAAAUCAUAUCAGAUGUAAGUUAAAUACUUAAACCAGAUCCUUUAUUAAUAUCUGCUGUCACACACGAGUCAUAAACAGAGAGUUUAAAGCUGCAUCACCAUUAUUGAUCUCAUUUAAACUGAAAAUCAGCCACUUGUAAGAUCUACAAUACCAGUAUUAUGGGAUGCAGCAGUAACAGAGCUGCAUCUAAUAUUACUGGUAGUAAAAACUCAGGAGAGACGGCGACAAGGUCAAGAGUCAUCUGAGUCAUUUGAUAUUUAGCAUCUGCUCAUACCGAGUCCCAAUCUGGUGCCAUUUUCCUCAUAAUACGCACUUCGGCUACUUUAAAGUCUUUAAAUCCAGGUUAUCUGCUUGACAACUAAAUAUCUCUACGACGUUUGAAGAAAGAACAACUGAACUUCUGCCUCCAGUUGGUUCCUCAAUGUUCUGUAGCUGGAACCUUGUGGGAAAGCUCCAGUAGAAUACUGUCUAAAUGUAGCAUUAGAGGGUAAAUGUAGUAUUAGAGGGUAAAUGUAGUAUUAGAGGGUAAAUGUAGUAUUAGAGGGUAAAUGUAGUGUCAGAGGCUAAAUGUAGUGUCAGAGGCUAAAUGUAGUGUCAGAGGGUAAAUGUAGUAUUAGAGGGUAAAUGUAGUAUCGGAGGGUAAAUGUAGUGUUGGAGGGUAAAGGUAGUGUCAGAGGCUAAAUGUAGUGUCAGAGGGUAAAUGUAGUAUUAGAGGGUAAAUGUAGUAUAAGAGGGUAAAAGUAGUGUCAGAGGGUAAAUGUAGUGUCAGAGGGUAAAUGUAGUAUAAGAGGGUAAAUGUAGUAUAAGAGGGUAAAUGUAGUGUCAGAGGGUAAAUGUAGUGUCAGAGGGUAAAUGUAGUGUUAGAGGGUAAAUGUAGUGUCAGAGGCUAAAUGUAGUGUCAGUGGGUAAAUGUAGUAUUAGAGGGUAAAUGUAGUGUCAGAGGCUAAAUGUAGUGUCAGAGGGUAAAUGUAGUGUCAGAGGGUAAAUGUAGUAUUAGAGGGUAAAUGUAGUAUCAGAGGGUAAAUGUAGUGUUAGAGGGUAAAUGUAGUGUCAGAGGCUAAAUGUAGUGUCAGAGGGUAAAUGUAGUAUUAGAGGGUAAAUGUAGUAUAAGAGGGUAAAUGUAGUGUCAGAGGGUAAAUGUAGUGUCAGAGGGUAAAUGUAGUAUUAGAGGGUAAAUGUAGUAUAAGAGGGUAAAUGUAGUGUCAGAGGGUAAAUGUAGUGUCAGAGGGUAAAUGUAGUGUCAGAGGGUAAAUGUAGUGUUAGAGGGUAAAUGUAGUGUUAGAGGGUAAAUGUAGUAUUAGAGGGUAAAUGUAGUAUAAGAGGGUAAAUGUAGUAUUAGACGGUAGGAUGUACUGAGGCUCCAGCAGAUGUAGAAAACCUGUUUUCUCUCAAUGAUGUCAGUAAAUGUAGAUCAGCUGUAGUUCCUGGUUGUUCCACCAGGUGGAGCCUCUUCCUGUUUAAUGCUGUAGAGACCAGAGGAGGCGUCACUCAGACCACAGUUCAUGUUAAAGCAGAGAGCAUUGUGGGAGUUUAGCAGCAACCGGCACCACGACAAAGACUUCUAUGGUGGUUAAUGACCUCCAACCAUAGCUUGCAUGUUAAAGACCAACUGGACUCGGAGAGAUUUCUUAUGGUAACAGAUUCCAUCUGUUAAGCCAAAGUCAUGUGUCUGUUUCCCAAAACAAUAUCAUCACUGGGCUAACUUCUACUGUUGUGAAAUUCAAGAGCGUUCUGGGAGUUUAGCUAGCAACGGGGCACCAUGACAAACAGUUCUGUGGAGGUUAAUGACCUCCAACCAGAGCUCACGUGUUUAAAAUGAACUGGGUUCAAUAAUGAUUUGAGUCCUUAUAUCCAAAUUGCGUCUUUUUAGCCAAAAUCAUGUGUCUCAUUAAUGAAACAACAUCAUCACAGGGCUAAUGCCUGCCGUUCUAAAUUCAAGAGCAUUAUGAAGGUUUAGCUAGCAGCGGGCACCAUGACAAAGACUUGUGAGGAGAUUAAUAACCUCCAACCAGAGCUCAGGUGUUAAAUGCAAACUGGGACCAACUUGGUGAGAGUUCUUACAGCCAAAUUGCUUAUAUUAAGGCAAGAUCAUGUGUGUAUUUACUGAAACAUCGAUGUCAUUGCAGGGCUAAUGUCUGCUGUACUAAAUUCAAGAGCAUUGUGGGAGUUUAGCUAGCAAUGGGCACCAUGACAAAGACUUCUGAGGUGGUUAAUGACCUCCAACCGGAGCUAGUAUGAUUUAGACAAACUGGGAUCAACCAGGACUAAGUUCUCAUAUCACAGUGACAGAUGGAACAGAUUUAGGCAGAGUUAGCAUUGUGGGGGUUUAGCUAGCAAUGGGCACCAUGACAAAGACUUCUGAAAGUGGUUAAUGACCUCCAUACAGGCGCCUGUGUGACAGCAGACAUAAAUAAAAGAUCAGAUCAGUUAAAAACGCCUCAAACAUCCUUAAAUCCAACAUAACUCUCGUUUAAUCCUGAACUCAUCGGUCGGUUUUCUCUAAAAUGCUUCCAGCAGUGUGAAGGUUUUGGAUGUUUGAGUCUGGCUGGACGUUCACAUUGCUCUUAUACUUGAGAUUUAAAGGAACUUUUAAUGUAGCUCUUUGAUUUGUUAAUAAGAUUUAUUUUUUAGAUUCACACGAGGUUCAUCCUGGAAUCUGAACCUGAUGUUUUACAGAAACUCCAACAAGAAUGGAGAUCAGGUUGGACCAGCGUCAGCGCUGGUCCAACCUUAUCUCCAUUCAUGUUGGAGUUUCUGUUUCCUAAAUCAUAGCAGAACCAGUGUGAGAACUUAGACAUAACACUUUGUACUGACGUUAUCAAUGAAUAAUAUCAGAUCAGCUGGAAAUAAGGACAGAAAUCUGUUAUUAGAAUAGUUCUGAAUGUGUAGCACAAACUAAUCGCUUUAUUUUGAAAAAUGAACUAAACACAGAAUCUGACGACAUCUUUAGAGCGUUUUUAAGAGUUCGUCACAGUGAGAAAAAGCUUCCAAACACAGAAACGCUGCAGAUUCAACAGCAAACAGCUCAUAUUUACAUUGAAAAGCUUCUCUGUCUCUUCCUAAUCUCUGCAGAGUUUCUGUGUUUCGUUCUCCUUUCUCACUUUGCAGUGUUUUCCUGGAAACAGAAUGUGGAUUCAUGAGGUUUAGAAAAUGAGUUUUACAGACAUGAAUGUGGGGAAAGUGAUGAUUUAGAUGAAUUAAUUGGUUUUAUUAAGAUAUGAGAGGUAGCAUCUGCCAAAUGUAGUUUAAUAUUAGUUAUAGGAACUGAAGAAACUGAACCCAGAAGAAGCUGAAACUGCCGUUUCUCCGCCUGGUCGUUGCCAAUCGUCGUUCUCAGCAGAUCUUCAUUUGCCAAAUGCUUUUUGUUUGAUCCGUAUUUCCUGACUUCAUUCAUUUGCACUGACUUUUACUGUGUUUUUUUUAUUUAUUUGGCCUUGUGUUUUAUUUAGUGCUGCUGGUUGGAACAUUUAGACGUGAAGUCGGGUCUGAAGGUUUAGUUUGGGGUUCUGUAGCCUUUGUUAGCAUCGGUUCACAGAUUUAAAAGUUUUCUGCAAGAUUCUUAGAUUUAUUUUGUAUGUUUGCUGUCGGUGCCACCAGAGUUUGUGCCUCAGUUUACUGCUGGAAUAUUUAUCAGUUUACACAUCUUAUUUAUAGGUUUAUAGUCUGUUUGUCAGCACUAACAUGUAGUGUUAAUGAUUAAGAAAUAGCGUCUAUGCAAAUGUAAAUAUGUGGUCGCCUGAGUUCUAGAGGUCUGAGGGCUGAACUACGGAGCUGAAUUAAUAAAUCCAAACUUUCUUUGAGUUAGUUGGAUCAACAAAACCUAAAAGUCAGAAAUGAAGAGCAAAACUUUAUUUGUUCAGCAGGUUUCCUUCUUUGGGAACAGGUUGUUCUAAUGGAGAUGCAUGAAGAAUAAUUCUUUUUUAAUGGUAAAAAUCAGGACUGAUGCUGCGAAUGUUGCCAGAGAUUAAUGCUGUAAGUUAAUAAAGUGACUCUCAGCUGCACAUUGAAGCUCAGAAUCUUUAAACUUCUUCAUUUAAACUGUUUGAUACUGUCCCAGAGGAAGGAGACGAGGAAAUCAAUUUAGUUGCUGAACAAAUCCAGGCGAAAUCAAUGUUUCUGAUUGAUAAAUACCAACACUGAUCAGUUGUCUGAUCUGUGUUCAAAUCAGGACCAGACAGAAAAACAUUUGUGUUUAAAAUCUCAGAUUAUGAACAGAACCUCGUCUGGAGCAGGUUGGCUCCACAGCAUCAGUUACCAUGGUGAUCUGGCUCCACAGCAUCAGUUACCAUGAAGAUCUGGCUCCACAGCAUCAGUUACCAUGACGAUCUAGCUGUACAGCAUCAGUUACCAUGGAGAUGUAGCUGGUUUAUGACAUUGAAACUCUGACUUUAGCCUCAUCUAACCUGCUAACUCGGUGUUCCUGCUUCGUAGCUCUGCCCUCUGAUUCCAGAAACAGAUCCAGGAUAAAGCGGGAGAAAUAAUCAGGUGAAGUUUACAGACGACACAUUAAAUCCUGUUUAGUGUGAAUAGAUUUAGAUUCUAACUCUGAUCCUGUGAGAGAGUCUGAUUUGUUUUUGAUGCCUAAAAGCGACUCAAUCAUCUGACAGAAGUCUGAAGAAGUCGAAGCUGCACUGACCGUUGUUGGAGAAACGCUGCCUGCUCGGGUUUACUGACUACAAUAUCGACAAGCUGUUUAUCCCCUAUAGUAAACGCUGGUGAUGAAAAUCAAACCAGAAUUUAAUAUUUAAAGGAUCCUCACUGAGUCGUCACUAAUGGAAAACCUGUCCUCUUUGUUUGCUUUGCUUGAUUUAUCUGCUGCAUUCCAGCCGAUGCUGUUUGUCAUGAAAUGUGUGCAUGGCACGCCCAAUAAAGUUUUUUAAAGUCUG